Messenger RNA from Eruca vesicaria subsp. sativa (arugula), 2269 nucleotides. The record is from the annotation of a GenBank genome assembly. NCBI's taxonomy places the organism in Eukaryota, Viridiplantae, Streptophyta, Magnoliopsida, Brassicales, Brassicaceae.
AUGAAAAUUCAGGAGGGUCUGUUCUUGAUGGCCAUAAUCUCUCUUGCUUAUACACAUCUGGUCAAGGGCCAAUCAUUGCCAGGUUGCCAAACUAGAUGCGGAAACGUCUCAAUAGAGUACCCUUUUGGCACUUCUCAAGGAUGUUAUUACGCCGGCGACAAUAGUUUCAAACUCACAUGUAACGAAACAAAUAAGCUAAUCUUUGGAGGCAACGAAGUGAUCAACAUCACUCACAACGGCGAGCUUCGCGUUCUGGUUACUAGAUCCUAUGUGUGUUACAAUAGCCAAGGGAGCCAGACUGGCCGUAGUAACCGGUGGACUAGGCUUGGUAACUUAACAUUCUCCGACAAGAACAGAUUCACUGCAGUAGGAUGUAACACUUACGCGUUUCUCAACACUAAUGGAGUUGGAAAUUACUCAGUUGGAUGCAUGUCAACAUGUAGUUCUCCACGGGAGACUAAUGGAUCAUGUUCUGGUGGAGGUUGCUGCCAGACUUCUUCUCCUAGAGGAAGCAGCUACUUCAGAGUAAGACCAUACAGCUUUUCAAACCAUACUUCUGUCCAUAGCUUCAACCCUUGCAGCUAUGCUUUUCUAGUGGAAGAUGGUUUGUUUAACUUCAGAUCUUCAGAAGAUCUUAUGAAUCUGAGGAAUAUCACGAGGUUCCCUGUGGUUCUAGAUUGGUCUAUUGGUAAGCAUUCAUGUCAGCAAGUUGGAAGGACAAACAUAUGCGGUUUGAACAGUGUAUGUGCCAACUCUGUCCGUGGAACCGGUUACAUCUGCAAAUGUAAGGAAGGGUUUGAUGGGAAUCCAUACCUUUCAAAUGAGAAUGGUUGCCAAGAUAUCAAUGAGUGUACUACUAGUAGUACUGUCCAUAGACAUAACUGUUCUGAUUCCAGCACCUGUGUAAACACUAUGGGACACUUCCUGUGUACUUGUCCGUCUGGCUUCAACUUAAAUGCCACCACCAAUAGCUGCAUGCGUAAAGGCAAACCUGAAUAUUAUGGAUGGACUCAAAUUUUUCUUGGAACAACAAUCGGCUUUUUAGCCAUCUUACUUGUGGUUAGCUGUGUACAAAAGAAAAUAAAGCACAGGAAAAACACCGAGCUCCGACAACACUUCUUUGAGCAAAACGGUGGCGGCAUGUUAAGGCAGAGGCUCUCAGGAGCAGGGCCAUCAAACAUUGAUGUCAAAAUCUUUACUGAGGAAAGCAUGACGGAAGCAACUAAUGGUUAUGAUGAAAGCAGAAUCCUUGGCCAGGGAGGCCAAGGAACAGUCUACAAAGGUAUGUUACCAGACAACUCGGUAGUUGCUAUAAAGAAAGCUCGUCUUGGAGACAGCAGCCAAGUAGAGCAGUUCAUCAACGAAGUGCUGGUGCUUUCACAAAUCAACCAUAGGAACGUAGUCAAGCUCUUAGGUUGCUGUUUAGAAACUGAAGUUCCUUUGCUGGUCUAUGAGUUCAUUAACAGUGGCACACUUUUUGAUCACUUGCACGGUUCCUUGUUUGAUUCUUCUCUUACAUGGGAGCACCGUCUGAGGAUAGCAGUUGAAAUCGCUGGAACACUUGCUUAUCUUCACUCCUCUGCUUCUAUUCCAAUCAUCCACAGAGAUGUCAAGACUGCUAAUAUUCUCCUGGAUGAAAACUUAACAGCAAAAGUAGCUGAUUUUGGUGCUUCAAGACUCAUACCAAUGGAUAAAGAGCAGCUCACAACUAUGGUGCAAGGCACUCUUGGUUAUUUAGACCCAGAAUACUACAACACAGGGUUGCUAAAUGAAAAGAGCGAUGUUUAUAGCUUUGGGGUAGUCCUCAUGGAACUUCUCUCAGGUCAAAAGGCAUUGUGCUUUGAAAGGCCACAGACCUCAAAACAUCUUGUGAGUUACUUUGCUUCUGCCAUGAAAGAGAAAAGGUUGCAUGAGAUUAUUGAUGGCAAAGUAAUAUAUGAGGAUAAUAAGAAGGAGAUAGAAGGAGUUGCAAAAAUAGCUGUUGAGUGUACAAGACUGAUGGGAGAGGAAAGACCAAGGAUGAAAGAAGUAGCUGCAGCGCUUGAGGGCUUGAGAGGCACUAAAACCAAACAUAAGUGGUCGGAUCAGUAUCCUGAGCCACAAGAGGCUGAGCACUUGCUCGGUGUUGAAAUCUUAUCAUCACAAGGGGAUACUAACACCGUUGGCUAUGACAGUAUCAAGAAUGUAACAAGAUUACAUAUUGAAGCUGGUCGCUGAUAUUUGUCAGUCAUGCUCUCACAUAAUCUCAUGUAUAUCUUUUGUUUGUGGA